This is a messenger RNA of Melitaea cinxia (Glanville fritillary), 2904 nucleotides long. RefSeq names its product PDZ domain-containing protein 8 (gene Pdzd8). The transcript is spliced from 14 exons. The record is from RefSeq and is a predicted model, not a curated record. Bases 1 to 2880 code for a protein of 959 amino acids. Gene Ontology annotation, cellular component: mitochondria-associated endoplasmic reticulum membrane contact site. Lineage: Eukaryota; Metazoa; Arthropoda; Insecta; Lepidoptera; Nymphalidae. Gene Ontology annotation, biological process: mitochondrial calcium ion homeostasis. Gene Ontology annotation, molecular function: lipid binding; protein binding.
AUGCCGGACUGGACGUGGCUUCUAAUGGCGGCGCUCUUCGGAGCAGCCUCGGCGAUGAUCGUUCCAUUAGUGUUCCUACUGUACUACUUUCGUCCUUUUGAAAAGAAAACACCUACUGAAGAGGACUUUAGCAUACCUGUUACCUUGCCUCUGGAAAUACUCAAUGAGCUAAGCAGAGGUGCUGGAAGCACACCUGAAGGGGCUCUCAACGCGAUGCUGCAGUUCAUCUUCCAACAGAGUACCGCAGAUACGCGCUGGUUGCGCAGGCGCAUGGCCAAUGAACUGGCGGAGCUACUGGCGAAGACGUCGUCUGGAAAGAUCUUUGAAUCUCUUACGCUCCGAUCAUUGGAAGUGGGAACUGAGUUCCCUAGCAUCACCAAUCUUCGUCUAGCUAACGGAGAUUUAGAAGAGGAUGGUGCCAGACUACACUCGCUAGACCUUAAGUUCGAUCUCUCGUAUGACGGCAGCUUCAGAAUAGAAGUCGACGCUGUUAUGUUAUUAGGAAAAAUAGCAAACAUUUCUAUAACUGUGGAAAGUAUAAGCGGUAAUGUUCGCGUAAUGUUUCGGCGUACUCCUUACACGCAUUGGGCGCUCGCUUUCGAGGCGCCACCUCGCUUAGAGCUACGAGUUCGAGGCCGUUUCCAAGGGAGACAGCUCAAACCGAGGCUAGCCGCGCUAGUCGCUGCACACAUACGGCGAGCUGUAGCUCAAAGACAUACAUUACCUAAUUAUAAAAUUCGAUAUAAGCCAUUUUUCCCAAAAUCGGAACCAGGAAGUACGGAAGGAGAAGAUGGGCCUACACCACAUGGGCGGCUAACAGUUCGGCUAGUUGAAGUCACUCGUCUGCACUGGUCCGGAAGCAUUGGCAGCGUCCGCGCAGCUUUAGCUGUAGACUCACAUGGAUGGGUAUCCCUCCGUCGCGGAAUAUUAGUCCUUGAUGUUGUUCUACCAGCAGUUACUGGAUCCCUUGGUCUUGUAUGCUGUCAAGGAGUGGGAGUAGUCCUCGUAGACACAGUAGUACCAAUGUCACCAGCAUACAGAGCUGAUCUUAGACGAGAUGAUGUCGUACUGGCUAUCGACAAUAAACCUGUAAACAAUGUUGCGCAGGUCGGCAAGCUUUUACGUAGCGUAGAGCGUCGUGCGGUGACAGUGCGGGUGAGACGAGGGGGUGCUGGCGGUGCAACACGGAGGGAAGACGAGCCGAAGAGACUACGUACAAACUUUUCCUUCCGAAGAGUUUCUGAAGUCAUGGAGGGAGUCCGGCUUCAAGGCAUGCGAACAGCUGUAUCUAAGACAAAUUUAACCGAAACGGAUUCUCCAUCUAAAAUGGCAGAACCACAAAAUGAUACUGAAGCACACGUAAAACAAAAAACUGAGCCAGUACGCCAAAUACCCAAAGCUCCAGACCUCGGUCCCGCUAACUUUGGUCUACGUAAACGCAGAUGUUCCGUUGAAAAUAAGUCCUCGGAUAGCUCAGCCGGUAGUACACCCCCAGCAUCAGGUGCAAGUACGCCAUUACGACAAGUAACCACGAACAAAACUGUAAAGCAUCCAGAUAUUCCAAUAAUAAAAACAGACACGUCAGAAUGCAAGGUAUCAGAAAAGAUUGAAAGUACAUUGGAAGAGGAAGAAAUGUACGAAACCGGGGGACCAAGGCAGUGCGAGCAUGUUGAAAUAUGUCAAAUGUUUUGGACAAAGAUUGUACCGAUUAAGCCCAUAAUACGAUUUGACGAAGAAACCGAAUUUAAACUGAACGAGAAUCACAAGUACCUAAAUAUAAACGUUUGGGCGACAGUGCCGGGCGAGAAAGACGAAGUUUUAUUAGGAUAUCUUAACAUACCAUUAGCGGCAUUACUUAGCGAGUGUCAAGAUUCAACUGUUCCUCAUCAUAUGAAACGUUAUCAGUUUUUACCGCCAGAUGUAGAUAUUAAAUUUAGCAAGAGCCACAAGCUGGCCUCGCACGCAGGCUUCGAGCCGUGCCUGUGUUUCGGGGACGCGCUGGUGUGGUGGGAGUGGGAGGACGCCGGCGUUCGUACAACAAGACCAUCUGCCCGCCCUACGCCGCCCCGCGCCACUCAGCCCGUACAACCCACACGCACCGUGCACGACUUUGUACGGACACACUUCCACAGAUCCACGCAGUGUGACUUCUGUAAUAAAAAGAUAUGGCUCAAAGAUGCGAUGCAGUGUCGAAACUGUGGAUUAUGCUGUCACAAGAAAUGUGUCACAAAGUGUCAGGAAACUUCCCCUUGUAUCGCAAAACAAGAUCGAGGUAGACAUAUUAUAUUAACUGUCAGCGGAAAUUUUUCUCCUCCAGAGUUAAUUAUGACUGAACCAGACAUCGUAAUAGACCCUGAUUCCGAUGACGACGAGAAAUCUGAAAGAAAAGAUUCAUUGGACGUUCAAGAGGAAGGCGGGGGUGCAAUGAGUGCGUUGGUGGCGGGUCUGCGACGCGCGGGCUCUGCGCACUCCCUGUCUGCCCCCAAGAGCAACGCGUCUUCACGCUCCUUGCCCCCCUCGCCCAGUCAUACUCCUCGGAAACAAUCGCUAGAAUCGGGCAAUCCGUUCAGCGGUUGCGGCGCGACGUGGCUGGCCCGCGGCGGCGUCGCGGCGAUGUUGCAGCCGGCGCUGCGCAGCGCGCUGCCGCCCGACGCGCUGCUCGCCGCUGCGCGCGACUCCGCGCCAGACCUAGCUGCUAAGCUCACCCCGACACAGAUACAUGAAAUGCUACAAGCGGUCCGUGAAGAAUUAUCGUCGGUGGAUGCCGGCGGCGAAGAGGGUGGCGAGGGCCGCGCAUGCGCGCUGACGGCGCUCAUGCUGCACUGCUGCGCAGCAGCACAACUAGCACAGCAACACGCCGUCGACGGCCUCAACACUUGAUACCAUUAAAUGUAUUGUUCAUUA